Schistosoma margrebowiei is the source of this 4350-nucleotide messenger RNA. The record is from the annotation of a GenBank genome assembly. Lineage: Eukaryota; Metazoa; Platyhelminthes; Trematoda; Strigeidida; Schistosomatidae.
AUUGGCCCGCGCGUUCAACACUUUAUUGGGAGGCUCGCAUCGAUCUUGUGUGUAUUCACUAUGAGGUGUCUCUCAAGACUUUUCGUUCCAAUUGGGAUUGAAGUUAUAAAGAUAGUUGUUUAUGCUUAUGAGUAUCUGACAUGGCCACUGUACUACUUAUUCAGCAAAACAUUGAGAUAUAUGCCGCUGCCCAACUCUCCUGUUGACAGCGACUGGACAUAUAAUGAAGAAGAAAGUCGAACUUUGGCACUUCCUGUACGUGAAGGUGAUCCCGGUUCGCCAUGGAGAGCAGUUGAGGCCCUCGAUGGUCUGACGAGUUCACUUCCUGGAUGUAAAGAUUUGGUUGAUGUUUGGCUCCGCACAGUUAAGCUGUGGCCUGAUUUGCCUGCGUUUGGAACAAGAGCUGUCUUACGCACGGACUACCGACCGAGUCCUGACGGACGACAAAUGAUUGAGCUCACUUUGGGUGAGUACUCUUGGGAGACAUUUUGGGACGCCGAACGUCGAGUAUCUCAUCUAGCAGCUGGUUUGUAUUCAUUGUUGGGGUCCGUUAAGGAACAUAAUCAGCCCAUUGCCCUAUGCAGUGAAACAAGAGCUGAGUGGAUGUUUGCUGCUCAGGCCUGCUUUCGUCUCAACCGACCUGUUGCUACUUUGUACGCUACUCUCGGUGACGAUGCAUUGGUACAUGGAUUUAAUGAAACUGAAGCUGUAGUCGUGUUCACAAGCGAUGAGCUCUUAUCAAAAGUAAUUAAAAUUGUUCAACGGUGUCCUUCAAUUCAACGUAUUAUCUACUUCACAAAUGGAGUUUUUAAUCGAGAACUUUACACAGAAGUUGACAACCUCGCUGUUCCUUCUGAAAGUGCUACCGCUAGUGUUGCAGAAGCUCUGACAAAAUGUCCGUCAAAUUUACAUCUACACAAUAUAAUCGAAGUUGAACGUUUGGGAGCUGCAGUAAUCAUGAAAGAUAAAGAAAAGCGAAAAAUGGGUGGUUCCACACCAAUUACAGGGAAUAAUAAUCACUCAUCGAACGGUUAUGAGGGUUUAUGGAUGCCUCCUGCAUCAGAACGUGCCAGUCCCUCGGAUUUAGCUGUGAUUAUGUACACAAGUGGAUCAACAGGUCAACCUAAAGGCGUUGAAAUGACUCAUGAAAAUUUAGUAAGCGCCAUAGCUGGUCAUCUACAACGUUUACCGAAACUUCGUAGUAAUUACGACAUAUAUGUCGGAUAUCUACCACUAGCUCAUGUUUUAGAGCUUACCUGUGAAUUAUCCUGUGUCAUUAUGGGUGUACGAAUUGGUUACUCGAAUCCACAGACAUUAACAGAUACUUCAUCCCGUAUUAAACGAGAUCACUGCUUGGGUGAUGUCAGUCUUCUUCGACCAACUCUUUUUGCCAGUGUGCCGACUGUAUUAGAACGUAUUUCUAAGGCUGUCUGGGAAAAAGUAAACGCUGGCGGUGAAUUUCUUCAAGCUCUCUUCAAAUUUGCAUAUGCCUACAAAUGUCGACGAAUUCACGGUGGUUUUCCAAGUUUCCUCGUGGAUCGAUUGGUUUUCCGUAAGGUUAGAUCGCUCAUGGGUGGGCGAAUUCGCUAUAUUGUUUGUGGUGGCGCACCGUUAUCAGAAGAUUCACAAUUAUUCACAAAUAUAUGCAUCGCACCUAUUAUACAAGGUUAUGGGCUUACUGAGUCAUGUUCUACGGGCACUUUGAUGGAAUGUGGGGAUCUGCGAUGUAAUCAUUCUGGAGCACCUGCUUCUACUCUACAAAUUCGUCUAAGAGCAUGGCCUGAAGGUGGGUAUUCUCCCUAUGAUACACCGUCUCCACGUGGGGAGAUUCUUUUAUCUGGUAAACCGGUUUCUCGAGGCUAUUACAAACAGCCUGAAUUGACAGCUAGAGAUUUCAUAACCGAUCAAGAUGGCACACGUUGGUUUUGUACUGGGGAUAUUGGUCUAAUGCAUACAGAUGGAAGUUUAUCAAUUAUUGACCGUAAAAAAGAUCUUGUUAAACUACAAGCUGGGGAAUAUGUUUCCCUUAGCAAAGUUGAAAUGGCUCUUAGUCAAUCAGUCUAUGUUGAACAAAUUUGUGUUUAUGUGGACCCGAUGCAAAAUUAUCCAAUCUGUUUCGUGUCGCCGAAAUUAAAAUCGCUUACUGACUUAGCAGAAUCUUUGAACUUAGUUCACUUACUUCAUGAAGCUCGUUCAAAGCUUCCUAUAGAAUCAAUGAAAGAUUCCAUUGCUAUAGAACAUGUAGAACGGGCUGUUCUCUGUAAACAUCCUCAAAUUAUACAAGCUGUAUUAAAAGAUUUACAACGAGUUGCCAGAGAAAAACGUUUAAGUACAUUUGAAAUACCACAAAAAGUUGCUUUAGAUACUAUAGCUUGGACACCAGACACUGGUCUUGUAACGGAUGCAUUAAAAUUAAAACGUUUCAACUUACAAACUCGUUUUCAACAUGAAAUUGAAGAACUUUAUCGAAAGGAUACACGAGCGUAAUUAUUCAAUUAAUAAUAAAUAUCCUUCACCAAAUGAAAUAUUGAAAUGUAUGCAGUACAUUCCGUCUUCAUCAUUAGUAUUUAAUAUAUGUGUGAAUGAGUAUAAUAGCAACAGCUUAUUUGUAUUAAACCUUUGAAAUAGAUUCAAACAGUUAUCAAUUAAAUCAUAUAAACCAACAAUAUAUAUGAAACAUGUAUAGUAUUAAUCAUAUUAACGAGUGAAAAUAAAAAUUGAAUAAAACAGAAUGAAAAAGACGUGUACCUUUGGAGAUAACCAUUUUAAAUACACUAGUUUGAUCGUCAAUGGUACGAUAAUUAUCAUUAGUAUUAAUAUUACUACUGUUACCAAGAUAAACAGGAAGAAGAUAUAUGAAUUGAUGACAGAUACAACUCUACGAAAGCUGACAAAUCAGAAUGAGCGAAAGAAGUAUACCACAUAGAAAUCAUAUCAUCCACAUUCAUUUGUGACUUCCUUAAAUUUCUAUGUGGUAUACUUCUCUCACUCAUUCUGAUUUGUCAGUUUUCGUAGAGUUGUAUCUGUCAUCAAUUCAUAUAUCUUCUUCCUGUUUAUCUUGGUAACAGUAGUAAUAUUAAUACUAAUGAUAAUUAUCGUACCAUUGACGAUCAAACUAGUGUAUUUAAAAUGGUUAUCUCCAAAGGUACACGUCUUUUUCAUUCUGUUUUAUUCAAUUUUUAUUUUCACUCGUUAAUAUGAUUAAUACUAUACAUGUUUCAUAUAUAUUGUUGGUUUAUAUGAUUUAAUUGAUAACUGUUUGAAUCUAUUUCAAAGGUUUAAUACAAAUAAGCUGUUGCUAUUAUACUCAUUCACACAUAUAUUAAAUACUAAUGAUGAAGACGGAAUGUACUGCAUACAUUUCAAUAUUUCAUUUGCUUUUAUUCUGUUUCUUGUCUAAAUAUUUACUGUCUCACCUAUUGAUUUUUUCUUUGUAGUUUAAUGUAUUUCUGAAGACAUUGUCUUGAAGACAUUUGUUUAUGUUUUAUAAUCUUAGUUCGAUGUUCAAUUAUUUUAUUCUUUUUUGGUAUUAAAUGUAACAAAUGAUGUAACUCAUUCAUCUCAUAAGUUUAUUAUUGACACUUCAUUAUCAAUUCAAUUUAUUGGAUUAUUUGAUGUAGUUUAUGUGUAUAUGCAUCUAUAUUUACAAACAUCUUCAGUACAUUCACCUUACUUCCACGCAUACACAUUUACUCUUUCAUUCAUUUUUCACCAAUCUUUGGAAAAUACACAUCGUUGCUUUAUUUACAUGCAACAUUAGUUGAUAACAAGUCUUUGUGUCUGUAUUGAUUUCACUUACUAUUUACUUCAUCCUUUUGUAAAUUUUCAUAUUUGUUUCCUAUAAAGUAAAAAUUAUUCGCGGAAUAUUUUUCUUAACAUUCCCCUCCUUAAUUACCAAGAGUUUUGCAUUACUAAGUCUAGCCAACUGUUGUUACCUUUCCCAUACUAUUUGGUUGAGAGAAAUUAAUUAGAUUUAAUUAUCUUUGGGAAGUAAAUGCAACCACAUUUGGAAUUGCAUUGUGCUUUCUCUAAUUUUAUUUCAUAUUCCCAAAGUGCUUUUUUUAUUUUAUUUCUCUACCUUCAAGACACUCAUGGACGUGGAGUAUACGAACAAUGGUUCAGUUUUCUGAUUUUUGAUAAAUUUCUAGGGUGCUUCAUGGCAAGUUAGUCUUCACCCUCAAUUAUUCACUGAGGAGUCAGGGAAUUGGCUGUUUUAUUUAUCAUAGGAGUCUUGCACUCACUGGGUCGGUGUUUGACAAAAUAUGCUUUCUCCUAUCAACCACUUCAUCUUUGCCACAGGCGAGAUGUACGUCUGUCUACUAAGCUACGAAUUUCCUCUGUUCUACUGAU